CGAUUUCCAUUCCGAGCAGGACUUCCACAGAAGCUGCAGCUAGGAGGAAAAAAAGUUGCACGCUUUCUCACGCCACGCACCGAGUCGCGCGUGCUCCUCGGGCUCCUUAAAGACGUGUGCGCGCGUGAAUCGGACCUUGGAGAUAUUUUUUUUCUUCUUGCGUGCUGUGUCUGCGUGUAUGAGUGUGUGGGUGCAUGUAUGUGCGUGUGAGUGCGUGCGAGUGUGUGUGCGGUAGAGAAUGUAUGAGUGUUAAGCGCUGAUGUAAAAAAAAAAAAAAAAAAUACAAUUUGAAAAAGAAAAAAAAAGAGGCACCCACAUGCAGUCGGGUGGUCGACUCGUGCCGAGGAGCUCCUCCGGAGGCGCGCGCGCGCGCUGCCACUCCGUUCCACCGUCGGGCGAGAUGGUUGAGCUGGUCCGUCGCCGCGUCCCGCGCACCGCAUCGCCGUAACGCCGCUCUCUGCCCCCGCUCGAGCACCAGCUUCACCGUGCCGGUGGAGGGGUGGGGGGGAGGAUAGGAGGGAUAAAAACAUACCUCAGCUUUUUUUUUUUCUUCAUCCCCUUCUUUCUUCAAGACGCUCCGACAUGCCCGAGACUCACGGUGGAUUUGUACUCCUUUCCGACGGAGGAUGCGUCCGGGACUCCUCGCGCGCCAGGAUCAAAGGCGGAUUCGUCAUCUGGAACGUCGUGUUGUCUUUGAUGUGCACCCGCGCGCACGGUUUCAUUUACACAUGCGGUGGGACGUUCAAAGGCAAAAACGGGACCAUAGAAAGCCCCGGAUUUCCACACGGAUACCCGAAUGGAGCGAACUGCACUUGGGUUAUUGUUGCAGAGGAAAGGAAUAGAAUUCACAUCGUUUUUCAGUCCUUCGCCGUGGAGGAGGAAUACGACUUUUUAUCGUUAUACGACGGCCAUCCGCACCCCGCCAACUUUAGAACAAGGUUAACAGGAUAGGUGCCCGCUCCAGUCACAAGCACAGGCUCGGUUUUCUCCCUGCGGCUCACCAGUGACUUCGCUGUGAGCGCCCACGGCUUUAAAAUCUAUUAUGAAGAGCUACAGAGCAGUUCCUGCGGAAACCCAGGCAUUCCCGCCAAAGGGAUUCUGAACGGCACUCGGUUUAACGUGGGUGACCGGAUCCAAUACCGAUGUGUCCCGGGCUACUCACUGGAUGGUCAUGCUCAGCUCACUUGCGUCACCAGCACAUCCAACGUAGCUGCGUGGGACUUUCCUGUGCCCAUUUGCAGAGCGGAGGACACGUGCGGAGGAACCUACCGGAGUUCCAGUGGAGUGAUUUCCAGCACAGAUUUUAAGAACGAGUACAAGAGCAGUGGAGAGUGUACAUGGACCAUCGUGGCUGAUCCUGGAGACACCAUUUCGCUCGUCUUCACAGACUUCCAGAUGGACAGCAAGUUCGACUACUUGGAGGUGGAGGGAUCCGAGCCACCCUCUAUAUGGUUGUCUGGGACAAAUAUUCCGGUGCCUGUCGUCAGCAACAAGAACUGGCUUCGGCUCCAUUUCGUCACCGAUAACAGUCACAGACACAAAGGCUUUACUGCUCAGUAUCAAGUGAAACGGUCUGGAGACUUCAAAUCAAGAGGGGUGAAGCUGCUGCCCGGGAAAGACAACACAAGCAAAUUUGCUAUAAUGAACGAAGGUGGUGUGAAGCAAGUGUCCAACGAUUGCUCAGACCCAGGAGAGCCGGAGAACGGCCGCCGCAUGGGCCAUGAUUUCAGCAUUGGCGCCACGGUCGGGUUCACGUGUGACAGCGAUCACGUGCUGCAGGGCUCCAAGAGCAUCACCUGCCAAAGGGUUGCGGAAGUCCUCGCCGCAUGGAGCGACCAUCCGCCCGUGUGUAAAGUCAAAACGUGCGGCUCGAACCUCUACGGCCCGUCUGGCACUUUUACAUCUCCCAAUUUCCCGAUCCAGUAUGAGAGCAACUCGCAGUGUGUGUGGAUAAUUACAGCCAGUAACCCCAAUAAGGUGAUCCAGAUCAACUUCGAGGAGUUUGACUUGGAGCUCGGGUAUGACACGCUGACGAUAGGAGACGGAGGAGAGGUCGGAGACUCCCGAACCAUCAUCCAAGUUCUGACUGGCAGCUUCGUGCCUGACCUGAUUGUCAGCAUGACCCAUCAGAUGUGGCUCCAUCUGCAGUCAGACGAGAGCGUCGGCUCCAUAGGCUUCAAAAUCAACUACAAAGAAAUCGACAAGGAGAGCUGUGGAGAUCCGGGCAUCCCUCUGUACGGCUUCCGUGAGGGAGCGGGCUUCUCCAACGGCGACGUGCUACGCUUUGAAUGUCAGUUCGGAUUCGAGCUCAUCGGCGAGAGAACCAUUUCCUGUCAGAACAACAACCAGUGGUCGGCCAACAUCCCUAUCUGUAUUUUUCCAUGCCUGUCCAACUUCACCGCCGCCUCAGGAACGGUCUUGUCCCCCGAUUACCCAGAAGGCUACGGCAACAACUUGAACUGCGUGUGGCUGAUCAUCGCCGAGCCGGGAAGCCGCAUUCAGUUGGCUUUCAACGAUUUCGACCUGGAGCCGCCCUACGACUUCCUGACUGUGCGCGACGGUGAACUGCUCGGCCGUUUCACUGGUGCCGAGGUGCCGUCGCACCUAACCAGCAACUCCAAUAUCCUGCAGCUGGAGUUCCAGGCCGACCACUCCAUGUCCGGCCGAGGCUUCAACAUCUCCUAUAGCACGUUCGGACACAACGAAUGUCCCGACCCCGGCGUGCCCAUGAACGCGAAACGCUUUGGGAAUAACUUCCAGCUGGGCAGCUCGGUAUCGGUGGUGUGUGAAGAAGGCUUUAUCAAGACUCAAGGCUCGGACACGAUCGUGUGUGAGCUGGAGGAAGGCGGAGUCAUGUGGAGCGGUUUGAUUCCCAAGUGCGAAGCUCCAUGUGGUGGUCACUUCACUGCCGUGGUGGGUCUGAUCCUCUCUCCAGGGUGGCCUGGUUAUUAUAAAGACUCUCUGAGCUGUGAGUGGGUGAUCGAGGCCGAGCCGGGACACUCCAUCAAACUCAGCUUUGACAAAUUUCAGACCGAGCUCAAUUACGAUUUCCUGGAGAUCCACGACGGCCCAAACUUGCUGUCGCCGCUCAUCGCUUCUCUGAACGGCACUCAGGUUCCUCACUUCCUGUUCAGCAGUGGCAGCUUCCUGUAUCUGCUCUUCACUACAGACAGCAGUCGCUCCAACAGCGGCUUUAAGCUCUUCUAUGAGAGCAUGACUCUGGACACACACUCUUGUCUGGACCCCGGUGUUCCUGUGAACGGAGCGCGUUACGGUCACGACCUGUCCAUCAGCUCGGUGCUGAGGUUCUCAUGUGACCAAGGCUACCGGCUGAGCCAUGACGAGCCGCUGGUGUGUGAGAGGAGCCACUGGUGGAGCCACCCCCUCCCAAGCUGCGAUGCUCUGUGUGGUGGUGAUGUAAAAGGACCUGAUGGCAUCAUCUUAUCUCCUGGAUUCCCGGAGCUCUACCCCAACUCAUUAAACUGCACGUGGACGGUGGAGGUCAGCCAUGGCAAAGGCGUUCAGUUCACCUUCCACGCUUUCCAUCUGGAGGAUCACCACGACUACCUGCUGGUGACAGAGAACGGCAGCUUCGCUCAACCCCUGGCACGUCUCACGGGCUCGCAGAGGCCCUCGAACCUCAACGCCGGCCUGUACGGCAACUUCCGAGCCCAGCUACGCUUCAUUUCUGACUUCUCCAUCUCCUUCCACGGCUUCAACAUCUCCUUCAGUGAAUAUGAUCUGGAGCCCUGCGAAGAUCCGGGUGCCCCUCGAUUCGGGGGCCACAGCAGCAGCAGCUUUGGCGUGGGCGAUUCGGUUACAUUCUGGUGCCUGCCAGGUUACCGGCUCCAGGGCACACAGGGCGUCACGUGCCUGGGUGGCGGACGGCGCACAUGGAGCGCCCCUCUGCCAAGGUGUGUGGCUGAAUGCGGAUCGACCGUUUCUCAGAACUCCGGCGUUCUCCUGUCCCCAAACUACCCUCUGAAUUAUGACAACAACCACGAGUGCAUUUAUAACAUCCAGGUGCAGAGAGGGAAAGGCAUCAACAUCACAGCAAGCAGCUUUCGUUUGGCUCAAGGUGACAUCUUGAAGGUUUAUGAUGGACUGGAUAACACGGCAGACGUUCUUGGAGCCUUUUCCAGUUCCUCUAUGUUGGGAGUCACGCUCAGCAGCACCUCCAACCAUCUUUGGCUGGAGUUCUUCUCAGAUCAGGACGACACUGCUGAGGGCUUUAAACUCACUUACAACAGUUUCGAACUCUCUCACUGCGACGAGCCUGGUGUGCCUCAGUUCGGCUCCAAAAUGAGCGACCAAGGCCACUUCGCUGGAAGUGCCGUCACGUACCAAUGCGAUCCAGGCUACACACUGCAUGGCAGCGGGGUGUUGAGGUGUAUGACCGGUGAGAGGCGAGCUUGGGACCAUCAGCUUCCUUCCUGCAUAGCCGAAUGUGGUGGAAGUUUCAGAGGUGAGUCUUCAGGCCGGAUAUUAUCUCCUGGAUAUCCGUUCCCUUAUGACAACAAUCUCCGCUGUACCUGGAUCAUCGAGGUGGACUCGGGCAAUACUGUCAGCCUCCAGUUUCUAGCUUUCGACACGGAAGCAUCUCAUGACAUCUUGAAGGUGUGGGACGGGCAUCCGGAGAACGAGAUGCUUCUGAGGGAAGUCAGUGGCUCGCUGUUGCCUGAUGGGAUCCACAGCACCCUCAAUGUAGUAACCAUUCAGUUCGAGACUGAUUUCUACAUCAGCAAGUCAGGCUUUGCAAUCGACUUUUCCAGUUCAGUAGCGACCGCCUGCAGGGACCCAGGCACCCCAAUGAACGGCACACGGAGUGGUGAGGGCAAGGAACCGGGCGAUACCAUGACCUUCGUCUGUGACCCAGGCUACGAACUGCAGGGCGAAUCUCGGAUCACCUGCAUUCAGGUGGAAAACCGAUACUACUGGCAACCGAGCCCUCCUACCUGCAUCGCUCCUUGUGGAGGAAACAUCACAGGAUCAUCUGGAUUCAUCCUGUCUCCAAACUUUCCUCAUCCCUACCCACAUAGCAAAGACUGUGAUUGGUUCAUCACUGUGCACCCUGAUUAUGUCAUCUCAUUGGCGUUCAUCAGCUUCAGCAUUGAGCCCAAUUACGACUUCCUGUACAUUUAUGAUGGACCGCACACCAACAGCCAUCUGAUUGGGACGUUUCAAGACAGCAAGCUGCCGGAGAAGAUAGAGAGCAGCUCGAACAUCAUGCACAUAGCCUUUCGCAGUGAUGGUUCAGUGAGCUACACCGGCUUCCAUCUGGAGUACAAGGCUAAGCUGAGAGAGGCGUGCUUUGACCCAGGCAGUGUGAUGAACGGUACUCGACUGGGCAGUGACUAUAAACUGGGCUCCAGUUUGACCUUCCACUGUGAACCAGGCUACCAGCUGCAGGGCUACUCCACUCUCACCUGCGUGAUGGGCAACACCAACCGACCCGAGUGGAACCGAGCGCUGCCCAGCUGUCAAGCACCUUGUGGAAGCAGGUCAACGGGGUCAGAGGGCACCGUGCUUUCACCCAACUACCCUCGCAACUACACCAAAGGCCAGACGUGCCUGUACGAGAUCUCGGUGUCAGGCGAGUUCGUGCUUUUUGGACAGUUCAUGUUCUUUCAAACUACCUCCCAUGAUGUGGUGGACAUCUAUGAUGGCCCUUCUCAAGAUUCUCCACUUCUAACUUCCAUCUAUGGAUCCCAUUCAGGAGAGCCUCUGCCUCUGAGCGCUGGCAACGAAAUCACCAUAAAGUUCACCGCCGAGGGUCCGAACACUGCCAAAGGCUUCCAUUUCGUCUAUCAAGCUGUACCGAGGACCAGCGCAUCGCAGUGCAAUUCGGUCCCCGAGCCUCGGUACGGAAAGCGGAUCGGGAGCGAUUUUGGACUUGGCGCCGUCGUGCUGUUUGCCUGUAACCCUGGAUACACACUACACGGAGCCAGCGCCAUCCGGUGCGAGUCUGUACCCAACACCCUGGCACAAUGGAAUGGCACGGUGCCGUUAUGCACAGUUCCCUGUGGAGGUGUCCUAACAGCACGCCGAGGAACCAUCCUCUCCCCUGGUUACCCUGAACUUUAUGACAAUCACCUUAACUGUGUCUGGAAGGUCUUCGUUCCAGAAGGAGCCGGAAUUCAAAUCACAGUCGUGACGUUUUCCACAGAACACAACUGGGAUUCUCUGGAUUUCUACGACGGUGUUGACAGUAACGCACCGAGACUUGGCAGCUACUCAGGAAUCACCAUCCCACCGCUUCUGAACAGCACAUCCAACAACCUGUACCUUACGUUUCAGACUGACAUGAGCGUCUCAGGGGCGGGGUUUCACCUGGAGUACGCAGCGAUAGGUUUGGACUCCUGUCCGGAGCCGCAGACUCCCAGCAACGGCAUGAAGAUUGGCGAGCGGUAUAUCGUCGGGGACGUCGUUUCCUUCCAGUGCGAUCAGGGAUACACGCUGAAGGGAAGUGCGUAUAUAACGUGCAUGCCAGGACCCGUCAGGAGAUGGAACUAUCCGGCACCUCUCUGUCUCGCCGAGUGUGGAGGUUCUUUCUCUGACAUGACCGGAGUCAUCCUAAGUCCCGGUUUUCCUGGAAAUUACCCCAGUGGCCUUGACUGCAUCUGGACCGUGCGACUUCCUGUCGGAUUCGGGAUUCACCUGCAGUUCCUGAAUUUCUCCACUGAGGCCGUACACGACUAUCUGGAGGUUCGAAGUGGGAGUUCCGACUCAGGCACUGUGAUCGACAGGUUCAGCGGCUCUGUCGUUCCCGAUUCGCUUUUCAGCACCACCCACGAGACGAGCUUCAUCUUCCACAGCGACUACUCACAGAACAAAGCCGGUUUUCACAUCGUCUACGACACUUAUGAGCUUCAGCGCUGCCCAGACCCGCGUCCCUUCCGAAACGGGCAGGUGAUGGGCACAGAUUUCGGCGUGGGCAUGACUAUCUGGUUCCAGUGUGAUACGGGAUAUACGCUUCUGGGCCAGGCCUCACUCACCUGCCUGCAUGGAAUCAGCAGGAACUGGAAUCACCCUGUUCCUCGCUGUGAAGCACUUUGUGGUGGAAAUCUUACCGCUUUGGAGGGCACCAUCUACUCUCCAGGUCACCCCGAUGAUUACCCAAACCUGAAGGACUGCACUUGGACCAUCAGGGUCCCACCAGGAAAUGGCAUCUACAUCAACUUUACUGUCCUGAACACCGAGCCUAUUUACGACUACAUCACUGUGUGGGACGGCCCGGACCAGACCUCCCCUCAGCUGGGUCAGUUCAGCGGCAGCUCGCUUCAGGAAGCCGUCUCCAGCACCUCCAACCACAUCCUGCUCAAGUUCCACAGCGACUUCAGCACCAGCGGCUUCUUCACUCUGCUUUAUCACUCGUACCAGCUCAGAGUGUGUCAGCAUCCUGUGCCUGUCGCGAACGCCGAGAUCCUCGCCGAUGACGACGAGCUGGAAAUCGGAGAUAUCAUCAGGUACCGGUGCCUUCCAGGCUUCACGUUGGUGGGCAGUGAGAUUUUGACUUGCCGUCUGGGCGAGAGGUUGCAGAUGGAUGGCACUCCUCCAGUUUGCCAAGUGCAAUGCCCCAAAAACGAGGUGCUGUUCGACUCGACCGGUGUGAUCCUGAGUCCGGGCUUCCCGGAAAACUACCUCAACCAGCAGAUAUGCUCAUGGAUGAUCAGUGUGGAGAAGGGCUACAACAUCACCCUGCACUUUGAGCUCUUCCAAACUGAGAAGGAGUUCGACAUCCUGGAGAUCUUUGAUGGACCCAAUAUGAAGAGCCCGAGCAUGGCGGUGUUGAGCGGCGAGCUGGCCGUUCCCUUCACCCUGAGCACCACCGGCCACCAGCUCUUCCUGCGCUGGUCCUCAGACCACGGCACCAACCGCAAGGGCUUCCGCAUCACGUACGUGGCGAUGUACUGCAGCACCCCAGACUCUCCGCAGCACGGCUUUGUGGUUAGCCAAACCGGUGGCCAUGCCAACAGCGUGGUGCGCUGGGCCUGUGACCGCGGGUACCGGCUGAUCGGGAAGAGCAUGGCCAUGUGCAAGAGGACCGAAUUCGGAUAUCUGACGUGGGACUCGUCCGUGCCAGCGUGUCAAGCUGUGUCGUGCGGCAUGCCAGCAGCUCCUGGGAACGGCGGCGUUCUGGCACCCGAUUACUCAGCCGGCACACGGGCGACGUACUUCUGCAACGAAGGCUACCGGCUCUCCUCGAAAGAAGUGACGAGCACGGUGUGCCAGGCUGAUGGGACCUGGAGCAGCCACAACAAAAUCCCACGCUGCACAGUCAUGGUGUGCCCCAGUAUUGGCUCCUUCACGCUGGAUCACGGCAAGUGGAAGAUCGUUAACGGAUCUCGGUACGAAUACGGAACCAAGAUCGCCUUCAACUGUAACCCCGGUUACUACCGCCUUGGCCCCGCCCACAUCCACUGUAUGUCUAAUGGGACGUGGAGCUGGAGGAAUGAAAGGCCACGCUGCAAGAUUAUUUCUUGCGGGAUGCUGCCCACUCCUCCUAAUGGGAAGAAAAUUGGAACUCAAGCGACCUUCGGAGCGACGGCUAUUUUCACCUGUGAUGUGGGCUACAUUCUGGUCGGCUCGACGGUGCGAGAGUGUCUGGCGUCGGGGCUGUGGAGCGGCUCGGAGACUCGCUGCCUGGCGGGCCACUGCGGAGAACCUGAGCGAAUUGUGAACGGUCAGGUGAUCGGAGAGAACUUUGGCUACAGGGACACAGUGGUGUAUCAGUGCAACCCAGGCUUCAGACUCAUCGGUUCUUCUGUACGCAUCUGCCAGCAGGACCACAGCUGGUCGGGACAACUGCCAUCGUGUGUGUCGAUCAGUUGCGGCCAUCCAGGAAGUCCCAUAUAUGGGCGUACGGUGGGAGACGGUUUUAACCUGGACGACGUGGUCAGCUUCCUCUGCAAUGACGGCUAUGUGCUGGAGGGACCGUCUCAGUCCCAGUGUCUUCCUGACCGCCAGUGGAGCCAUCAACCUCCCAGCUGCAGAGUGGUUAACUGCACCGAUCCCGGGAUUCCAGCUAAUUCCAUACGGAAGAGUAAAAUUGAGUUUGGGAAUUUCACCUUUGGCACUGUGGUGUCGUACGACUGCAAUCCCGGGUAUUUCCUGUUUGGGGCGUCGGUUCUGACCUGCCAGCCGGUGGCGUACUGGGACCGGCCGUUACCAGAGUGUAUGGAGGUGGAAUGUGGUCACCCUGGCGUUCCGCCUCACGCACUUCUGAUUGGAGAAAAGUUUACGUUCGGUUCCUCCGUACGCUACACGUGUAUGGGAGGAAGGCGGCUGAUCGGAGACACCACACGGACCUGCCAACUCACUGGUCACUGGAGCGGCUCCCUGCCUCACUGCUCAGGUGAGGUAGCCGGUGAGUGCGGUGACCCAGGAACCCCUGCUCACGCCACACGUGAAGAAGGAACCUUUCAUCAGCGUGUUAAAGUUCGCUUCACCUGCGCCACGGGACACACGCUGUACGGUUCGGCCGAGCGCAUCUGCUUCCCCAACGGCACCUGGUCAGGAAAACAGCCCACCUGCAAACCGAUUCAGUGUGGAAACCCCGGCACUCCUGCUAACGGUCGUGUCUCUCGUGUGAACUCCACGUCGUUCUCUCAUUCUGUUGUUUACUCCUGCUCUGAUGGUUAUCGACUCUCCGGGACGCCAUCGCGAGUCUGCCUUCCCAACGCCACCUGGUCCGGCUCUGAACCCAACUGCACACUAAUAAGCUGCGGUGAUCCUGGCAUCCCAGCCAACGGGCUGCGUUUCGGCGAGAUCUUCACCGUUGGCCAGAACGUCACCUACACAUGCCAGCCAGGGUUUCUGUUGGAGAACACCAGCAUCAGCAUUCGGACCUGUACCCACAAUGGAACCUGGAGUGGCACCUUACCCACCUGCCAAGCGGUAAUGUGUCCACCUCCACCUCAAAUCUCCAACGGUGAAGUCGAGGGCUCCAUGUUCCAGUGGGGCACCAGCAUUAGUUACCGCUGCCUGAACGGAUACGAGCUCUCUUUCCCUGAAGCUCUUACCUGCGUGGGCCAAGGAUCCUGGAGCGGUGACGUGCCCUUGUGCAUGCCCAAGUUCUGCGGCGACCCAGGUGUCCCUGCCCAUGCCAAGAGAGAAGGCCAGAGUUUUAUCUUUAAGUCAGAGGUGUUUUACAGCUGCAGCGCCCCCUACGUGCUGGUGGGCUCUUCCACGCGUGUGUGCCAAGCCGACGGAACGUGGAGCGGCUCUCAAUCUCGAUGUAUAGAACCGACCAGGACGACAUGUGAGAACCCUGGAACUCCUGAAUACGGUUCUCUAAACGCAAGCCUAGGCUUCAAGGUGGGCAGCACCGUGCGCUUUUACUGUCAGAGCGGCCACCUGUUACUGGGCUCCACCACACGGACCUGCCAGACUGACCUGACCUGGAGCGGAGCCCAGCCGGAGUGCAUCCCCCAUUCGUGUAAGCAGCCCCGCACUCCUCCACAUGCCAGUGUGUUGGGUAUGGAGGUGCCCUCACUUGGGUACAUGCUCGUGUACUCGUGCCAGCCUGGUUUCCUUCUCACCGGAGGCUCCGAACAUCGCGUGUGCAGGCCAGACGGAUCUUGGAGCGGAAAAGUGCCUGUGUGCCGAAUGGGAUCAAAGCCGGUGGAGAAAACCACACUUCCUGUCCAAGGGACUCCGAGUCCCAAAGCAAGCGUUCCUGGCGACGUGUUCGCCCCGGCGUACGUCUGGAAGGGCUCUCUCGAACACAAGGCAGCGAAACAGCCCGUGACUCUGACAAUCAGCGACUUUAACUCCACCUCAGGCAGAGUGAACGCCACUCUCACCAACAGGAACACAGAGCUCUUACUGUCAGGUGUGUAUAAGAGCAGUGAAGCUCGUCUCACCCUGCAGCUGUUCCACCUGAGGGCUCUGGUGCAGGGAACCCAGGCGAAGCUCAGUGAGGAGACGUGGACCAUGGACGGCUUUGUUUCAGCCGAGCAAGAUGGAGGACCAUACGUGUUCCAAGGCAACAUCCAGGGCCGGGAUUACGGACAGUUUGGGCUGCAGAGACAAGGCCAGAACAUCACGGAGACGACGAGAAGCUCCGAGGCACCACCUGGGACCAACAGCAGCUCCGUGGCUGUGGCGAUUCUCGUGCCUUUUUUCGCUUUGAUAUUCGCAGGGUUUGGAUUUUAUCUCUACAAACAGCGGAGGACGGACAAAGCCGAGUUCUCGGGCUGCUCCCCGCACGAAAACAGCAACGGCCAGGCCACGUUCGAGAACCCCAUGUACAACACCAACACCAAAAGCAUUGAGGGCAAAGCAGUGCGCUUCGACCCCAGCCUCAACACCGUCUGCACCAUGGUUUGACACGAGCGAACUCCUCGUACCGGUUAGCGUUCGGGGUCUUUUUUGUUUCUUUCCGGACCUUUGCGGUGGUUCGCACAGAUUUCCUGAAGAGAGACUCAAGCACAGUCUGAGGAGCCAAUACCCAUC
Silurus meridionalis is the source of this 11457-nucleotide messenger RNA. RefSeq names its product CUB and Sushi multiple domains 3a (gene csmd3a). The record is from RefSeq and is a predicted model, not a curated record. Lineage: Eukaryota; Metazoa; Chordata; Actinopteri; Siluriformes; Siluridae. Gene Ontology annotation, biological process: regulation of dendrite development.